ACAAAGAAGAGCUACUUCUACAGCUUCAUAUGUUUUUGCACCUAGUUGGUUAACGAAUAAAUCAGGUUCUUCCUCUCCCUCUACAAUCUUAAGUCCUGCUUAUUCCUCUUCUUCUGAAGGGAAAUCUACAAAAGAGGAAGCUAAUAAUAAUAAAGGGUCGAUGGUGGGAAGAUCUUUAAAAAAAGAUGGGCUUAGUAACCAUAACAGCCAUAAUAAUAAUGAUAGUAAGCAGCAGCAGGGUAAGGAUGGGCUAGGGAAAGAUGGUAGUAGUAGCUCUUCUUCAUUAGACAAUUUAACAAAAUCAUCAUUAUCAAAUAAUGGUAAUUUACCAUUAACAUCUACUAUUAGAUCAAAGACAAGAGAAUUCACAGGAUCAGCAGCACCUCGUACUUCAAAUCUUGAAGAAUCGACAGGAUCAUUUAAUGAGUCAAUUAGCAAAAAUCAUCAUCAAAACCACCGCACACACUCACGUUCACGUACAAUCUCCCAACCAACUAAUUCCCUAAUAUCGAGUUCAUCGUCGUCAUCAACAAAAUUUGAACGUGAAUUUCCAACGCUAGCAAAAAAGAAGCCUUCAUUAUCUAUUGAUUUAUCCUCAAAAAACGUUGAAAAUUUGUGGGGAACUCGACCCAUUAACAAUAAUACAAAUUUUAAUUUUGGUGUAGGGGUUGGUAUUUCAUCAAAUAGUCGUGUUGGUAGUCAACGUAAUAGUGUUAAUGGUGGUGGCGGUGGCAAUUUAUUAUUACGUAGACUGAGCAAUUUUGGUAAUAAUAAUAACAGUAUGAAUGGUAAUAAUUCAAUGGGUAGAAUGGGACAAUUUAAAAUAGAAUUGGACAAUGAAGAUAAUUUACCAGGUCGUACCAAAGAAAUUUUAAACCCGUUGAAUGGAUGUGACAAUAUUGAGGAGCGAUAG
Messenger RNA from Entrophospora candida, 913 nucleotides. Lineage: Eukaryota; Fungi; Glomeromycota; Glomeromycetes; Entrophosporales; Entrophosporaceae. The record is from the annotation of a GenBank genome assembly.